AUGGCGUCAUUACCCCCACUGACAGAAUCUCUUGUCCCUUUUUUAGAUCCCUACCUGCCACAAAUAAAUCGUACGGUUUCACUAGACAAAGCCGAGACUGAUGAGAAUCCUCCUUUUAUUACUUUAACAUUUGCUCAAUCCAUCGAUUCAAGGAUAAGUAGCUCCCCAGGUGUCAGAACUUCGAUUUCACACUUAGAAACUAAAACUAUGACCCAUUAUCUGCGAUCGAAGCACGACGCUUUACUCGUGGGAAUCGGUACUUUCCUGGCAGAUGAUCCAAAACUCAACUGUCGCUUCAGAGUAAAUCAUAACGGCAUGGAUCAUUUGAUAAGACCCGUGAUUAUUGACCCCACAUUUAAAUUGGGCUCUUUUUAUGAAGGGUCCAAGCUCAGACAAGUCUCCUUAGAUAGCAAAGGUCUUCCACCGAUUGUUGUAGUGAAGCUGUCAAAAAUCAGAUCAAACCCCGAAAUCGAGAGCUUUUGCAUCCAGCAUGAUAUUGUGCUGCUUCCGUUGGAGGGUGAGCUAGCGUCUAAGUUUCAAUGGAUUGAAGUGUUUAAAGAAUUAAAGAAGCGAUCCAUCAGAUCAAUAAUGGUUGAAGGGGGCGCAUCGGUAAUUAACAGCUUGCUCUCAUCCAGAGACUCAAGAAGUGGACAGCCUCUGAUUGACUCAUUAAUAGUAACCAUCAGUCCGAUUUUUCUAGGCAAAUCAGGAGUUGAAGUCUCUCCAUGUAAAGAGCUCCGCCUUUCAGACGUGUCUUGGUGGACGGGAGUGCAGGAUUCCGUGAUAUGUAGUCACUUGAACUGA
Molecule: messenger RNA, 804 nt
Organism: Ogataea angusta
Lineage: Eukaryota; Fungi; Ascomycota; Pichiomycetes; Pichiales; Pichiaceae
Exons: 1
Coding region: 1-804 (267 amino acids)
Biological process (GO): riboflavin biosynthetic process
Molecular function (GO): 5-amino-6-(5-phosphoribosylamino)uracil reductase activity
Source: RefSeq, a predicted model, not a curated record